AUGACAUCCGAAACUUUCCUCGCGAGGCUCUGCGAGCAGGCCGAGCGCUACGAUGAGAUGGUUACAUACAUGAAGGAGUUGGGCGGAGAACUCAGCGUUGACGAGCGAAACCUUCUGUCCGUUGCCUACAAGAACGUUGUUGGCACCCGACGUGCUUCCUGGCGCAUUAUCUCGUCGAUUGAGCAGAAGGAGGAGUCUAAGGGUACCGACAAGCAUGUUGCGACCAUCCGUGACUACCGUCAGAAGAUCGAGACGGAGCUUGAGAAGGUCUGCCAGGAUGUCCUCGACGUCUUGGACGAGUCUUUGAUCCCAAAGGCUGAGUCCGGAGAGUCCAAGGUCUUUUACCACAAGAUGAAGGGUGACUACCACCGCUACCUUGCUGAGUUUGCUUCCGGCGAGAAGCGUAAGGUUGCUGCCACUGCUGCCCACGAGGCUUACAAGAACGCCACCGACGUUGCACAAACCGAGCUCACCCCCACCCACCCCAUCCGUCUCGGCCUGGCUCUCAACUUCUCUGUCUUCUACUAUGAGAUCUUGAACUCACCCGACCGUGCCUGCCAUCUUGCCAAGCAAGCUUUCGAUGAUGCCAUUGCCGAGCUCGACUCAUUGUCCGAGGAGUCUUACCGUGACAGCACCCUCAUCAUGCAACUCCUCCGGGAUAACCUCACCCUCUGGACCUCCUCGGACAGCGGCGAGCCUGAAGGCGCCCCAGCUGAUGCUGCACCCAAGGAGACCGAGAAGGCUGCUGAAAGCGCGGACAAGCCAGAGGAGCCAAAGGCGGAGGCUGCCCCUGAAUCCUAGAUCUCUCACUCUCGAAUCUCCUCGUCUCGUUUUCGUAUGCUUCCUUUAUCUUACUGGAGUGGCUGGUUACCUGGCUUGCUGGUGGGGUGGUGGUAGCGUGGGCUGGGGAUGGGAGUUGAUAUGAAAAGCAGAACGAGUGCGAUUUUGCGAAUUCUCCUAAUUUGCGAAUAC
Amorphotheca resinae ATCC 22711 is the source of this 972-nucleotide messenger RNA. RefSeq lists its product as hypothetical. The coding region runs from base 1 to 801 and encodes 266 amino acids. Gene Ontology annotation, cellular component: cytoplasm. The record is from RefSeq and is a predicted model, not a curated record. Lineage: Eukaryota; Fungi; Ascomycota; Leotiomycetes; Helotiales; Amorphothecaceae. Gene Ontology annotation, biological process: signal transduction. The transcript is spliced from 5 exons.